UCACGCUGCUCCCAUCUGAUGCCGACUGGAUGCGGAGCUCCGCUCACAUCUCCAUCCUCUCUCCAUCCCCUUCUCCUCUGACAUCUAGAGCGUCUCCGUUUUCUUUUCCCUCCGGUUGCUCCCGACCAGGAUGUGGCACUCUGUGGCUCUUCUCCUCUCUGGACUCUCCGCUUUGAUCAACGUGUCUUUGCAGGGGCCUCACCAGAGGAACCUGCUGAAAAACCUCCUGAAGGACUACAACCGGAUGGAGCGGCCAGUGGGGAAUGACUCCCAUCCUCUGACCGUCUUCUUCACCCUCAGUUUGAUACAGAUCAUGGACGUGGAUGAGAAGAACCAGGUGUUAACCUCCAACAUGUGGCUUCAGAUGAGCUGGUACGACCACUACCUGCAGUGGAACCAGAGCGACCACCCUGGCGUGAAAAACCUUCGCUUCACCACAGAUCAGAUCUGGACUCCAGAUAUUCUGCUCUACAACAGUGCAGAUGAUGACUUCGACUCCACCUUUAAGACCAACAUUCUGGUAAACUCCAGCGGCUUUGCAAAGUAUCUCCCUCCAGGAAUCUUUAUGAGCACGUGCAACGUGGACGUCCGCUGGUUCCCAUUCGACAUCCAGAAAUGCGAGUUAAAGUUUGGCUCCUGGACGUACGACGGCUGGCUGCUGGACCUCCAGAUGACCGAUGCUGACAUCUCGGGAUACAUGCCCAACGGAGAGUGGGACUUAAUUGGUGUUCCUGGCUCCAGAAACGAGGUUUUCUACGACUGCUGCAAGGAGCCGUACCCAGACGUGACGUUCGUGAUCACAAUCCGCCGGCGGACGCUCUACUACGCCCUGAACCUGCUCAUCCCGUGUGUGCUGCUUUCCUCCAUGACCCUGCUGAUCUUCGUGCUGCCGGCCGACUCUGGAGAGAAGAUUUCACUGGGUAUCACCGUUCUGCUGUCGCUCACUGUUUUCAUGCUGCUGGUGGCUGAGAUAAUGCCCGCCACGUCGGACUCCGUCCCGCUCAUAGGUCAGUACUUUGCCAGCAUAAUGAUCAUCGUUGGGAUGUCAGUCAUUGCCACAGUUGUGGUUUUACAGUAUCAUCACCACGAUCCAAAUGGAGGGCACAUGCCGAAAUGGGUGCGUCUCGUUUUGCUGCAGUGGGUCGCCUGGUUCCUGAGGAUGAAGCGGCCAGGGGAGAACGACGAUCCGGAGCGACCGCCCUGCGCCCCGCAUCUACGCCGCUGCUCCUCGGGAUCACAGAGCGGCAGCAUUCCCAACCCUCCCGACCCAACCCUCCACCCGCUGCACCCGCAGAACCUGACGCCUCUCCAGACGGGGCCCCUCCACGCGGGACACCCUCACCUGCAAACCAGCGCCAACAACAACGGGAACCUUCUCUACAUGGGCUUCCCGAGCAUCGAGGACUCUUCKGUGCUGUCGGAGCCCGUCCAGAGGAACAACAUCUCCGUAGGGCCUCCACGGGUGGCAGGAAGUCCGCCUCCUCACCUGCCAUCGCAGUUCUGCAGCUCCCCYCCACCUCCAACUCCCAACAUGGACACAGUGGGGUGUCCCAGCACUGUCUCUAGUGGCGGGGGGUUUGGAGGGGGACCAGGAGGGUGCUCGACAUCUGUGAUGGGCGACCCGCAGCUGCAGGCCAUCCUGGAGGAGGUGCGCUACAUGGCAGACCGUUUCCGAGAGCAGGACGAGACCGAGAGCAUGGCUGACCAGUGGAAAUUUGCCGGCGCCGUGAUUGACCGCCUGUGCCUGGUGGCRUUUAGCGUCUUCAACAUCAUCUGCACCAUCUCCAUCCUCAUGUCGGCUCCAAACUUUGUGGACGCUAUUUCUAAGGAUUUUGUUUGAGAGGGGAAGAGGGGAAAACAGGAAGAAAAAAAAAAACACACACACACACGCAAAGGAACGUUUUGGAGAAAAUUAAGUAUGGGAUGUAGAACGGAACGGGCUCUGAUCCAAGGAAACACGAUUUCUAGCAAACUGUAAGCGCUGUGAUUUGUGAUUGCAAGGAUGUGGGGGAAUGGAAAGAAACUAAUGGUUUUCUUUGCAAUACCUUCUGUUUUGUAACCAAAAAAGAAGAAAACAGAUGAUGAAGGGAACAUGGGGUGAAGUUUAAAUGAAAUUAGAGUGCAGGGUGCUUUAUCAGAUUCUUGACAAGGUGAAAUUGGUUUUUGAGGCCGAUUUGAAGAGGACUUUUGUUUAAAAUUAAAGGGAAAUAUGAGUCUGACAAGGACGCCAAUGCAAGCUGAGGUAAUGACGGUCUGAUAUCAGGGAAGACUGUGGGCAUAAAAGAGGAAGAAGAGACAGACAGAUAGGCAGCGACAGAUAAAAGAGACGGAUAUGUGACUGUUUCAUUUCCUCAGAUAGCGGAGACAGCCUCUUAGUCCCACAGGUGGAGAAAAUACUGCAUCACUCAAAGUGAUGUGAGAAGAAGAGGCUUUUACAAGGACACGAAACAAAGAGCAGACGUGAAGGACAGACACUGUCCCUCUGGGAACCUGAGACAGGCAGGGUUUUGGGAAGCUGCUUGAUGCUCGGAUGCACAAAAGAUGACCGAAGAUGAAGAGCGUCGCAUCGCACAGGAACUCAUCUAUUAUUCAAUCACAUUUCGGCUAAUGACAGUCAAAUUGAAAGGCUUUGGAUAAUCCUUCAGACUAACAAGCUUCUCAAAGAUGAACUCCCAUCUCUGCUUGUGAGCCACUUUGAAUCUCCRAGACCUUAUCUCUGUGAGACGAUUGCCAAUCAGAACGCUCCCCAGCGGCUCGCUCUGUGUGCGGCGCGCAUCCCGACCCGGAAACUCGAAUUAGCCGCUCAUCAACAAUGCAGUGGCCCAUCGCUGCGCCCCUGCGGAGACCRAUGAAAAUUCACACACCGGUUACUUAACUGCAUCUGGCAGGUCAUAACGGACCAACGAAACUCAUUGGAUUUCAUAUUAGAGGUUUAAUAACUCAGGCAGGAGGUCAGGGCUCUGAAAGGACACCAGAGGCAGAAGGAAGAAGAUGAGGUCAUUGAAUGCAGAGGAGCAGGGUCCUGUUAAUUUCCUCUGACUGGUUUGCUGCUUCUUGACAGUUUUAAUUUCAGUAUAUUUUCAUGAAAUUUAAAGAAUAUACGAGAGCGCAAAUCAACAUCAUGCAGGAAUUUUCAACAAAUUAUUGCAAGUCUCUCUGCUGGCAGUUUGAAUAAAAACAUCAUCUUAGCUGGGCGUAAUUCAGAAAUAUUAAUGUGGUAACAAUGUGUAUUUAUUAGACAAUUCCACCCUAGUUUUUAUUUAUACCACAGUGGCUUGUAAAGGUAUUCAUACAUCUUCAACUUCACAUUUUAUCCAGUUACAACCUUAAACUCAGAGGAAUUUCAGUGAGAUUCUAGCUUUGGAUUUGUUUUCAGUGUCAGUACUUUGUAGGACCAAAACAUCUUUAAUCAAUCAAUCAAUCAAUCAGUCAAAUUUUAUUUGCACAGCACAUUUCAGCAACAAGGCAGCUCAAAGUGCUUUACAUUAUAAAAAAUAAAAAUCAACAGUUGAAGCAUUAGAUGUUUCCAACAUCAAAAUAUUGGCUGGUCUUUCAUUUAUUAUGGUACCAAAGCAACUCUAAACAGACUUUAAAAGUCUUAAAUUCAUGCAGCUAAAAUUAAGGCUUUAAGAUGUCUUAAAUUCAUUAAAAAGUACAGUUUGACCUUACAACCUCUAAUAACUUAGAGCUAUUAACUCUAAGUUUAAUCAGCUAAAGGAUGAUGCAAAAAUUUAAGAUGUGUCACCCAACACACGGUAUGCAACAGACAGAACAGACAUUUCAGAAGUUUUUGCUGUGCUUAGUUGUAAUGCUGUGACAGCAGAUUAGGAUAAUUGUAGAUAGAAAAAAAAGGAAAAGUAAAUUUCCACCAAAAAUGUAGAAAGUUUGAGAGUAAUCUUAAAAAUUUUGUAGAAUUUCUUUUGUAACUUUCUGAGCUCCAAAUGUUGAAAAUUUACUAGAAAAAGAUCAGAAAAUUUGUGAUUAAUCUCAGAGAUUUUCUUAUCUAAAACUUGGAAAUUUCUGACCUUGAAAAGUUGGAAAUAUUCUAGGAAACAUUCAGAAAUUUCCACGUUUUUAUAGAAAAUUUGACAUUAAUCUCAAAAUUUCUGAGUUUCCUGCAUAAAUUUACUCGUCAUUCUUUUCUAUUUGCAAUGGCCCUAAUACGCCGUUGUAUAAUGUGGCCAAAUCCCUGAACAACCCUCUUUCAUUUAUAUUUUUUUUCUGUCUUAAAUUUCAGUCAUGGUGGGAUUAAUAAGGUCUUAAAAAGUGUUAAAUUCGACUUACUGAGAUCUGCAGAUACCCUGUUUCCAGUUAUGCACCACAUUGUGCUGGUCUCUGAAAUAAAAUCCCAAUAAAAUACAGUAAUGUUUGUUAUUGUAAUGUGAUAAAAAGCAGAAAACGUCAAAUGGUGUGAAUACUUUUGUAAAAGUAUUAAAAGAAGGUCCUGUUGACAUAGUUACUUUUUUUGUUUGUGGCAUCAUUUUUCAUUAUUCGUAGUUAGACUCAUUCCUCCAGAUUACUUCUGAUCAUAAAUUUGUAUUUCAACAAAGAGUUUCUAACAACUUUGCUUCCAAGGAAUCAGAGCUUUAUGUAAUCUUUUAAAGGGCUCUUGAUAAAUAUUACAUCGGGAUAGUUGGACUACCGUUCCUUUCUUGCUCAUCUUCAAUCCUGUACCGGAUCAUUUUAGUGGAUUUCUUUACUUUCCUCUCACAGGGAUGUUUCUAUUUCUUUAGUUACAUUAAAGAAAAAUACCAAAGAUAACAGUUUAUUGUACAGAAACCCAUAUUUUAUCACCAACAGGGUAAAUUCCCAAAGAGCUAUUGGCUAAAGGAUGAUGCAUUGCUCAGAUCCUUAGACUAUUUAAAUCUAGCACAUCUUCUCUUCGCAGUUGAUAGUUGGUUGCACUGUUGCAUGGAUUUUGCAUGUUCUUCUUGUGAAUGCGUGGGUUCUCUCCAGGUACUCUGGCUUCCUCCCACAGUCCAAAAACAGGACUGUUAGGUUACUCAGGUUGUGGUCCCACCUCAUAGUCUGGUAGAAUUGGUUUGAUUGGGGACCAAAAUGGCAGCAUUUAUUACAUUUUCAACUGGUACGGUUUGCUUUCACGUUGCACUGUCAAGUGAACCAAGCCCUUUCAGAAACCUGUUCCCACCCCUCACCUGUGGUGGCGCUACACCAAGAACGACAUAAGAUGACAACAUAAAAAGACACUGAGUGCAACUUUCUUCUUCGCGAAACGUAAAUGGCAUCAGACUUUAGUGGUUGAAGGAUUUCUCUUUUGGUUCUGGUAAAAGACGGCAAGCCAUUUCUCUUCCUAGUACUAGAUUAACGUAUUUGUUUUGGUUGUAUUUACCCAGAAUGCCCUGCUCUGUAGUUCACUCCUCUCUUUUGGAGCAGUCUUUUAUCUACUUGCAUCCACAUAGGCAUUCAGGCUGCACCAGAGUUCACUUCUGAACUGAGACUUGGGUUUUUAGACAGACCAGAGUUCGAUUGCGCAUUCACACCUCCCGAAGCGAAUCAGGCUUUCUAGGCAAACAAACUGGAGUUGGAUGAAAUUAUCCCUAGGAAUGAGUGAGUGUGUGCUUGUUUAUCCUUUUCGUCUUUGUUUUAUCCUGUGAUGGGCUGGUAACCUGACCAGGGUGCAGCUUGUAACCCUGCAGGGUUAAACGGGUUUAGACAACGGACGGAUGGACAUAUUGUCACUUUCCUUAAGCAGACACUGCCCAGUGUGCCGUCAUGGUCAGGUGCAAGGACUCGACGGAAAACGAGGAAAAGAAAAGCUAAAGUCCGAAGUGAAAUUUGCAAGACCUUCUUAAAGUCUGGGUGGAAAAAAUCAAAUAAAAGCACUUUAAAAGGUUACAUGAAAGUCUAGUUUCAUACAAGCAAACCAUAAAAUAAAACAAUCAGACUUUAUUUAAAUACUUUGUUUUUUUGCCAGUUCUCCUCUAUUUGGUGCUAUGCAUCUAAAGCCAUAUUGAUAAAAAAAUAUAGUGCAUUCAAUAUUCAACUCAUAUUUUUUCAGAAAGUUUUUCUAAUUUGCACAUUAGAUGUUGGAUUAGGUGGAUUUUUAAAACUAUUUUUAAAGCGGACUUAUUCUGUUUUUUUUUCUCUUUUUUUUUUGCAAGUGAUUUACACCAAAAACUUAUUUCAGAAAAUAAACUUUCCUCUCGCAAUUGAACUUCAAACUGCUCAUCAAUAGUUAAUGUUUAGAGUAAAAGCUAAUUAUUUGGACUGGCACUCACACACAUUCAUGGAAAACAUUAAGUGCACCUUCUUUUGUAGGGUUUCAUAUAAAUUGGGAUGAUAAAAGAUUUAUUCUUCAUCUAGUUAAAAAAAACCCACUGAAAUCUAACUUCAACAAAUUCUAGAUUACCGUUUUUAAAAAAAUUUAAAAGCUGUUUCAAAAUCACGAACAACCCACUUUCUGCACUACUUCAGUCUCUGACAUCGUAGUGGAGGGGUUUUGACCCUCUCUUCACUACAAAGUUGCUUCAGUACAUUAAGAUUUGCAGACAUUUGUUUCUCCCUCAAGGCCCCAGCUCAGCAUUUCAAUCAGCCCCAUGCAGGUCUGGAUUUUGGCUCGUCCGCUGCAGCACCAUAACUCUUUUCUUUCUGGGGAGGAUUUGCUGCUGCGUUUAGGAUCGUUGCUGCUACCCUGUUUGAUCUCAUCUGUCAAAACAACCUCGUUUCCGUAGUCUUGUUGUUCACAAAGUCAUGCUACCGAUGUGUUUUUUAUAUAGAGAAGAGGCUUUUCUCUUGGCUUGUACUGUUAUUGUGUAAUUUCAACCUGCAGCAUGCUAGUUGAGGCCUUUCUGAUGAAGCUUUUUGGUUUAUCUCCUCCUGGGAAAAUUGGCAGCUGUCCUAAAUAUUUCACAAUGUUAAUAAUUUCCUUAAUGCCUCUCAGGUUAAUGGGCAGCAGCAAUUACUUCCUGGUGUUUCAGUCAAGUGAUUUUUUUUAUCAAGAGGAAUGAGUUUUUUCUUCUUUUACAAGGACUGCACAUCUUCAGGUCGAUGUGUCACAGAAAACCAACUUGAUUUUAAUGUUGAGGGUCACUGAAUAUCAGUUUCCAAUAAGAAAAAAGAAAUUCUGCUUAAAACAAAGCAACAAUCGACCUGAAUUUCUUUCAGAUUUUAGUCCCAAAGUGUACAAAUCACUACAUAAACUACCUUCAAACUGUCAGCAAAGAUACACAAUCUAAUUGUUAUAGAAGAAGCAAAACAAGAAAAAAAACCUUUAAAACCAGAGAUUGGYAUCAUGAGAAAUAUUUUUGUCACAUCAACAAAUCCACUUUGAUUUCAUUAAAAUAGUGAACAGAAAUGCUGCGUGUUGCAGUUUCAGCAAACGUCCCUCAAUGUUUCAGCUGCAGAUUAAUUUACAUCUGAUGCUCUGGAGAGUUUUUACAGCAGCUGGAUGAUGUAUGUGGGACUGAUUGGGAAUAAAACAAGAGCGCCUCCAUUCAUCCUAAUAGGAAAACAUGACCAGUGCAAUGUGUGGCUUAUUAAUGAGCUUCUAAUCAUGUUAUGACAGGAGGAAAAUAAAUCUCAGCGCUCAGCCUCAGGCUGUGUUUAUUGGUGUUGGAUAGAUUUGCUGUUUGGGGUUUUCAUUAGAUCAAGUGACAUGUUUCCACAUUUAUUGCCACUUUGAUUUAUUUAAGAAAACCAUGAAUAUUUUUGUAGUUUUCCUGGGAACGCUUAAGCUAGAAGUGGCGGAAAAGGAUUCUCCAGACAAUUGAGGAGCCUCAGUUGUGAAGUUGAAGGAACCUACAUCCAUUUUGUGAACCUGGAGAAAAAGCUACAGCUGGGGCAUUUAUCGUAUUGUUYUUCCUUUUUCGUGGUAAAUUUCUUAUAGAAAGUUUUGAGUUAUUGUCUUCACAAUACAUUUCAAUUAAUGAUGUUUCAAUUCCCCCAAAGCUGUUCAUAUUGUCGUAAUUUCUAUUUUUACCAUUUUCUCCACUGAUGAGAUCAAUACAUAAGAAUACAUGUGGAAAUAUGAGUAAAUCCAAAUACUGUGUGCAGUUUAGUAUUACACAUCACACUUAUUUAUGUCCUGAAGACGUGUAUUACAGAUGGUUAUGAUUUUCAA
Molecule: messenger RNA, 8080 nt
Organism: Poecilia reticulata (guppy)
Lineage: Eukaryota; Metazoa; Chordata; Actinopteri; Cyprinodontiformes; Poeciliidae
Gene: chrna11
Product: cholinergic receptor, nicotinic, alpha 11
Biological process (GO): monoatomic ion transmembrane transport
Cellular component (GO): postsynaptic membrane
Molecular function (GO): acetylcholine-gated monoatomic cation-selective channel activity; transmembrane signaling receptor activity
Source: RefSeq, a predicted model, not a curated record